Messenger RNA from Rhinopithecus roxellana (golden snub-nosed monkey), 3926 nucleotides. It is a transcript of the gene OXER1, whose product is annotated as oxoeicosanoid receptor 1. Bases 2240 to 3499 code for a protein of 419 amino acids. NCBI's taxonomy places the organism in Eukaryota, Metazoa, Chordata, Mammalia, Primates, Cercopithecidae. Gene Ontology annotation, molecular function: G protein-coupled receptor activity. Gene Ontology annotation, cellular component: membrane. Gene Ontology annotation, biological process: G protein-coupled receptor signaling pathway. The transcript has a single exon. The record is from RefSeq and is a predicted model, not a curated record.
GGACUACAGGCAUGCGCCACCACACCCUGCUCAUUUUUUUUAUUUUUUCUUUUUUGUAGAGAUGGGGGUUUCGCCAUGUUGCCCAGGCUGUCUUUUUACAUAACUUUAAAGCACUAGCAUCUGUUGAGUUUUUUUCCAAUAACAGAAGUCAUCUGUGCUAACUAUAGAAAAUCCAGAAAUACACAAAACCCCCCACCCAGAACUAACCACUGUUAAUACCUAAAGACUGUGAGCAGCCUGGAGAGGGGCAUGUAGUUGUACCAAGAGCUCAGCGGUGUCGGUGGGGGAGUCUGGCCUUGUGCCCCCUGCCCUCCCCUGUCAUGCACAGGUGCCAUGUUCAAAGACUCCAGAGGGCCCCCUGAGCCUGCUGUGGGCGUCUAGGGAUGCUGGAGUCCUCAGAGGCACCAGUGGGCAAAGACAAGAACGUGGAACCUGCAGCGGGCACAGCUCAGUUUCCUGGGACUUCCGUGAGAAGUCAAUGAGGGCAUGCACAUGAGAGUGACAGAUCGGGACAGAACCGGUCCCUGUGUGGACUCAAAGCUUCCUCUAGAAAAGAACACUUGAGCCCUGUCUCCCCCAGCCCCAGCCCAGUGGCUCACUGCCUUCCUACACUCCACUGGGAGCAGAGAAAGACCUGCCUUGGCUGAAAAGGCUACUGGCCCUGAGAGACAUCGGGACCUUCACCCACCUCUUCACCCCUGAGGGCUUUCCUCCCCCGCAAGCAAAGAAAAAACACCAUCAGGCUCCUCCAAACACAAAUGGUCCAGGAUAGGUGCGGGCAGAGGCUCUGCGUGGCUCGUUCCUGGCCUGUAGCCAUGCACUGCUCCGUGCAGGACCUGAGAAGAGGACACAGAAUGUUCCAGGGAGGCCCCAGGUCAGAAUACAGGUAGCCAUGAGGAGAACAGUUUACUCUCGUAUGCAGGGCAAGCCUAAUCUAGAGAGAAAGUCAGGAACAUUAGAUCUGUUUUUGUGAACACUUGCUCUGUCCCAAGGAAUCCCCUAGAAGUUUUUACAUAAAUGAUAUCAUUUUAUCCUCACAACUCUCCAAUAAGGUGGUAGAGCCUGAUUUUACAGAUCAGGCUCAGAGAGGUUUGGAAGUAGGGCAACUCUGUUUCUAACCCAGGCCUGUUUGCAUAUGAAGCUUAGGCUGGGCCUCACCACCCUGCUUCUCCCAGAGAUGUCUGCCCUCAGCCUCGACCAAAUGGGAGCCCAGGACAGCCAAGAGAGGCCAGGGGCCACUGUGCCUAAGACACAGAGGCCAGGCCACACAUGGCAGACUGCUGACCCCAGCCAGUUAGCAGUGAUGGGGUCAGGCCCUGGAGCCUAGAACCACCGCCUCCCUUGGCCCUGCUGUCCCGGGUUAUCAGGAGCCUGAAGCCCUCAUCUCCACCCACAGGACCAGCCUGUGGGCUCGUGAGAAUACCUCACCAUGGGACAGCUGAACUUGUACCUUGUAUGGAGCUAGCCCCAGCCUCCCACUCCCCAUUCCACAGUCAAUGCUAAUGGGAGCAGGGAGAGGGGUGGACAAGGAGCCAUGGGGAGGCACAGAGAGGGGAAAUUAAGAUUGUUCUGUUUGCAGGAGAUGCCCCCAGGUCCCCAUGCCAUGGCAGUAGAAAUUUGGCAGGGGCGUCCCCUAUGGGGCUUACUUCACCAUGUACCCAGACUUGGAACCAUCACAGACUUCGGAACCAUCAGGAGUCUGGGAGCAACUGAAAGCUGAACUGCAGUGGGCUUUCAGACACACAGCAGGUGGGCGGAGCACAAAUAAGACUGGUUCCCUCCAGGCCCCCAGCAGGGCGGUGGAGGUCUUCACUGACUCCCUGCCCACCUCUCCCAGGACAAUGUCCUGUUGGCUCCACAGUCCCUGAAGCCAGAGCUGGUGGGGGCAGGAAGGCAGCCACUAGCCUCUAUAUGUAGUGGAAGAGGGGGCGUCCAGGGAGGGCUGUAUGAUCCUGAGAGCCACAGAACACAGGGCUGCAAAUACUCUCCCACACCUCACCUGACUGGACUUUCCUCCCACUUCAGGGUUUCUCUGGGCUUCCAUCUUGCCCCCUGCUGAGCCCUGCUUCUUCCUCUACCAGCAGCACAACUCCCAGGCUGGGCUCAGAGACCUCAUGUGGUGGUCACUCAGUGCCCCGAGGGGGAGGGAAGAAGGGAGGGCUGCAGGGUCCCCUUGGCCUACAAACAGGAACACAGGGCGUUUCUCAGUGGCUGUGAGGAUACUGAUGAAACCGCCCGGAUGUUGUGUCACCGUGGUGGCCAGCUGAUAGAGCCGAUCAUCCCACUUUGUCCUGGGCACUCCUGCAGGGGUAGAAGACUCCAGAACCUUCUCUCAGGUCCUUGGCCCAAGCAGCCCAUGGAACUUCAUAACCUGAGUUCUCCCUCCUCCUCUGCCCUCCCUCCCUCCUUCCCUCCCUCACCCUCCUCCGCUCCCUCUGCCUUUACCACUGUGGGGGGGUCCUCUGGAGGGCCCUGCCACCCCACCUCUUCCUCGCUGGUGUCUGCUUUCCUGGCACCAAUCCUGGCCCUGGAGUUUGUCCUGGGCCUGGUGGGGAACAGCUUGGCCUUCUUCAUCUUCUGUGUCCACACGCGGCCCUGGACCUCCAACACAGUGUUCCUGGUCAGCCUGGUGGCCGCUGACUUCCUCCUGAUCAGCAACCUGCCCCUCCGCGUGGACUACUACCUCCUCCAUGAGACCUGGCGCUUUGGGGCUCCUGCCUGCAAAAUCAACCUUUUCCUGCUGUCCACCAACCGCACGGCCAGCGUCGUCUUCCUCACAGCCAUCGCGCUCAACCGCUACCUGAAGGUGGUGCAACCCCAUCACGCGCUGAGCCGUGCUUCCGUGGGGGCAGCUGCCCGGGUGGCCGGGGGACUCUGGGUGGGCAUCCUGCUCCUUAACGGGCACCUGCUCCUGAGCACCUUCUCCAGCCCCUCCUGCCUCAGCUACAGGGUGGGCACGAAGCCCUCGGCCUCACUCCGCUGGCACCAGGCGCUGUACCUGCUGGAGUUCUUCCUGCCACUGACGCUCAUCCUCUUCGCCAUCGUGAGCAUUGGGCUCACCAUCCGGAAUCGUGGCCUGGGCGGGCAGGCAGGUCCGCAGAGGGCCAUGCGCGUGCUGGCCGUGGUGGUGGCCGUCUACACCAUCUGCUUCUUGCCCAGCAUCAUCUUUGGCAUGGCUUCCAUGGUGGCCUUCUGGCUGUCUGCCUGCCGUUCCCUGGACCUCUGCACACAGCUCUUUCAUGGCUCCCUGGCCUUCACCUACCUCAACAGCGUCCUGGACCCUGUGCUCUACUGCUUCUCUAGCCCCAACUUCCUCCACCAGAGCCGGGCCUUGCUAGGCCUCACGAGGGGCCGGCAGGGCCCAGUGAGUGACGAGAGCUCCUACCAACCCUCCAGGCAGUGGCGCCACCGGGAGGCCUCUAGGAAGGUGGAGGCCAUAGGGAAGCUGAAAGUGCAGGCCGAGGUCUCUCUGGAAAAGGAAGGCUCCUCCCAGGGCUGAGGGCCAGCUGCAGGACUGUAGUGCUGUGGGGCUAACGGCUGCCGCACUCUGGCCUGGAGGGACAAGGCCAGCACACGGUGCCUCAAGCAACUGGACAAGGGAUGGCAGCAGGCCAGGGUCCAGGCCAAAGCACUGGCAGGACUCAGGUGGGUGACAGGCAGGGUAACCUGCCUAGGCCUCUCAGUGUGUCCAGGAUGGCGCUCCCAGAAUGCAGGGGAGAGCUGGAUGCCAGGUGGAGGAGACAGGCAAGGCGCUGUGGGCAUGCCAGCUCAGACAGGGGCCUGUGCAGCUGCAGGGGCCAGAGGCCAAUCACUGUCACAGUAGAGUCGCCUUAGAAAUUGGACAGCUGCAUGUUCUGUGCUCUCCAGUUUGUCCCUUCCAAUAUGAAUAAACUCUCCUUCUAAAUGUAUUUAUUUGCAAGACCAAA